CUUCUCACAUGGACAUUCUGCAUGUCAAUUAUCCUAGGCUUGUCUCUGGAUUCAGAGGACAUUGCAAGGCAUGGCUUCUUUCUCCAGGCGUCGAGUUGGGGCUUUCGUUAAAGUGCAUUAUUCGACCCUUCCCCUCUUCAUGCCGAGCUCUUCUGUCUUUAGGGGAUCUAUUCUUCUUGUCACUCUACUUCAAGGUGAUUCAGUAAAGAACUCAAGUAUUUUCUAGCCCAUCUAUCAAAAAUUGAAGCUCAACAUGUUCCGAUCCCUGCUCUUUGGCCUCUUUGUUGCCUCCCUGGCUCAAUGUUCAGUCAUUAAGCGUGACGCGCCUGGCAUUGUUGCCAGCCUAAACGCGAUUUCGAGCCAACUCGCGACCAUGAAUUCCACGUUGAACACUUUCCCUGGUGGCGCUGGCAAUACGUUGGUUGCUUUGCAAGUUCAGGGAGAGGCUCAAACACUCCUUGAUACCAUCAACAACGGCACCAAGGUUGCAAACCAAACGGGUCCAUUGGACGUGAACGAUUCUGCCCUCGUGGUAGAUGCUGUCCUGACACUGCAGCCUAACAUUUACGGCGUGCUGAAUCAUAUCAUUGCUGCAAAACCCGAUUUCGACACGGCCGUUCUUGGUCUCGCUUCCGCUGCCAUUCUGGUCAAAUCGGACCUGACCAAUUUAAAGAACUCGACCGAUCAGCUUUUCUCCGCUACAGUGUCGAAACUGGUCACGGAUAUUCAAAACCUGGCUCCUCUUGUCCAGGCUCUUGUCGACUUGUACUUCGUUGAAGCAAUCAAUACCUACUCUUGAGCAAGAUGUGAGCUAUCAACCAAUACGGAGGGUCUGGCACAUUUCCAAGACUAUUCAAUACUCGCCUUCUUUCUUUCCUUGUUGGUGAGGACCCUGGAACGGAGACUUUUCUUCCUGUACCCCUCUAUUCUGUAUUGCAUACUCCCUCUAUCAAUCGAUAUCUACAAUGAUACUAUAGGAUGAAAAAAUGGAGAAGACAAUGG
Talaromyces proteolyticus is the source of this 1002-nucleotide messenger RNA. Its product is annotated as hydrophobic surface binding protein A-domain-containing protein. Lineage: Eukaryota; Fungi; Ascomycota; Eurotiomycetes; Eurotiales; Trichocomaceae. The transcript has a single exon. Gene Ontology annotation, cellular component: extracellular region. The record is from RefSeq and is a predicted model, not a curated record. Bases 254 to 799 code for a protein of 181 amino acids.